GAGGCAAAAUAUGCAUAGAAAAAGAGGUAUGAUUUGGAGACGUUCCUUACGAUACGUGUAGACUGUCUCCAAGAUGCCAACAAGGUGCUACGAGUCAUCCCAUCAGUUCACAAAAGGUAUUAAGCACUCAAAUACUUGCGUCUCAUGGGCUAAUAGAUGUAUUGUCGGCUACAUAGUCUACCUCUGCCCUAGCUCUCCCAUAUUGUAGUCAGUGCAGGUUGCAGAUUAUGAUAUAAAUCGUCUAGCCCCUUGUAGGCGAGGAGAGAUUUGCGUUGCCAUUAGCCUUGACAUUUAUCCUACUUUAUAGAACUCUCCAUAAACGUCCCUUUGCGCAUAUUAAAUCGGGUGUAAUGGCUCCCGCGCUCCUCGUCGAUACCCCCAGCAAGACCGAAAGGCGGCUCCCAGUUACACUUCUUAGCGGAUUUCUCGGGUCGGGAAAAACGACCCUUCUCGAAAAUAUCUUGACAUCCCCCGAACAUGGCCUCCGAAUAGGUGUCAUAGUCAACGAUGUUGGCGCGCUGAACAUCGACGCGGCCCUGCUCACUUCGCACGACGUCACUCGUAAAGAAGAACAAGUGGUGGCCAUGCAGAACGGCUGCAUCUGCUGUACUUUACGAGGUGACUUGCUCGAGGAGGUUGCGAGGCUUGUAGAGGAGAAACAGGUCGAGUAUCUCAUCAUCGAGAGUUCUGGAGUUAGCGAACCAAUGCAAGUCGCCGAGACGUUCUCUGAGGAGUUUGCCGACAUGCACAUCGCCGCAGGGUACGACCUCGAGGCAGAGGAGCAAGGAAAUAAAGAGAAUAAUUAUAAACUCGCCAAAAUUCUAAAAUCCGGCGGGCUCUCCAAGGUAGCGCGUCUCGACACUUGCGUCACACUCGUAGACGCCGUAAAUUUCAUGCAGGACUUUGCGACGGCUGACUUCUUAGUGGACCGCCAAGCUGAUGUUCCGCAGGAGGACGAUAGGAACAUUUCGGACGCGCAGGUUGAUCAGGUAGAAUUCGCGGAUAUUGUCAUAGUAAACAAGUGCGACCUGGUUACUAAGGACGAAGCGAAUCGGAUUAAAGGGGUUGUUAGAAAGCUUAACCCUAGCGCCAAGGUCGUCUCGACUGUCAAGUGCCGACUAGACCUAGGCGAGAUACUGGAUACUCGCUUGUUCUCGUACGAAAAGGUGGCCCUCAGCGCCGGAUGGCUAAAGAGUCUAAACGAAGAAAUUAGCCCUGAGACGGAGGAAUACGGGAUAGGCACAUUCGUUUAUCGAGCCCACCGCCCCUUCCACCCGGCGCGGCUCUGGGAUAUGAUCAAGUCGGUAUUUGUCGUUAUCCAGACGGAGUACCAGAUCGAAGGAGAAGAUAUGGAUGUCGACGACACAGAUAGUGCUGCCGAAGACGAUGACGAGGAUGAGGACGAAGAGACUGAUGAAGACACCGAUAUGGAGGAUGAGCAACCUCAACUUGACCCCAAAGCACGAUUGGCUUCGAAAAUAGCAGACGACACUUUCGGGCCGCUGCUACGCUCGAAGGGAUCUCUGUGGUUAGCAACCAGGCCUAAGAUGUAUGACGAAUGGUCGCAAGCAGGUGUAAUGUUGACCAUAUCGGGGCAAGACCUCUGUCGCUGCGAGAUUCCGGAGGACGAAUGGCCCUCGGAUCCAGAGAUGAGAAAGGCAAUAACCCGCGAUUUCGACGGAAAGUGGGGAGAUCGGCGACAGGAACUUGUCUUUAUCGGCCAGCAAAUGAGGACCGGUGGUGAAAAGCGCUUGCGAAAGACUCUCGACGCCUGUCUCUUAGACGAUGAAGAGUUCCUCAAUUGGGAGGCCGCCAUGGAGUCUGAUGAUAUCCAGGAGAAGUUGGAGGAACUAUUCGAGGACGGAUUCGAAGAUUGGCUCGAGACUAGCCACGAAGGACAUGACCAUAGUAACGGUCAUAGCCACGGAGACCACAAACACUAAGGCCCGAUAUGACUUACAUUUAAGAGAAACUGGUUAAUAAUUGGUAUAGUUAUCGAAUGAAGUUGUAACCUUCAAUAUGCAGUACCUCCCGGAUGGAAGUUAAUGUGCACUGUAAUUAUCCAUCAAGACCUCAUGUAAAGAUAUAGUAAGCGCAUAGGGAUAUAGUAGCUGGCA
Molecule: messenger RNA, 2117 nt
Organism: Daldinia loculata
Lineage: Eukaryota; Fungi; Ascomycota; Sordariomycetes; Xylariales; Hypoxylaceae
Product: putative cobalamin synthesis protein
Exons: 3
Coding region: 351-1943 (530 amino acids)
Source: RefSeq, a predicted model, not a curated record